Striga hermonthica is the source of this 1803-nucleotide messenger RNA. The record is from the annotation of a GenBank genome assembly. Lineage: Eukaryota; Viridiplantae; Streptophyta; Magnoliopsida; Lamiales; Orobanchaceae.
AUGCUUCGAGCUAACAAUCUCCGGCGCUCCAUCCACGCCGUCCUCCGCCGCCGCCUCAACCACCCCUCCGCCGCAUCACACCCUCCCGGCCCACGACCCUUCUGCUCCACCUCCGCGCCACCUCCGCCUCCGCCGCCGUCCUCCACCUCCGACGCCGAGCUCCGCAAGUACAUCGGUUACACCGCCCUUGUACUCGGCUGCGCCGCCGCCACGUACUACUCCUUCCCCUUCUCGGAGGAUGCCAAGCACAAGAAGGCCCAGCUCUUCCGGUACGCCCCCCUCCCGGCCGAUCUCCACACCGUGUCCAACUGGAGCGGCACGCACGAGGUCCAGACCCGCACGUUCCUCCAGCCCGAGUCCGUACCCGAGCUCGAAUCGGUGGUCAGGGAAUGCAAUGAGAAGAAGCAGAGGAUCCGGCCCGUCGGGUCGGGCCUCUCUCCGAACGGGAUCGGUCUGACCCGUCUAGGGAUGGUGAAUUUGGCGCUGAUGGAUAAGGUUUUGGAGGUGGACGAGAAGAACAAGAGGGUUAGGGUUCAGGCGGGGAUUAGGGUUCAGCAGCUUGUGGAUGGGAUCAAAGAGUAUGGGCUUACUCUGCAGAAUUUUGCUUCCAUUAGGGAGCAGCAGAUUGGGGGCAUUGUGCAGGUUGGGGCUCAUGGCACUGGUGCAAGGCUUCCACCAAUAGACGAGCAGGUUAUCAGCAUGAAGCUGGUUACUCCAGGCAAGGGCACAAUAGAGGUCUCCAAAGAGAAAAAUCCGGAGCUGUUUUAUUUAGCUCGAUGUGGUCUUGGAGGGCUUGGUGUAGUUGCAGAGGUUACUCUACAGUGUGUCGAGAGGCAGGAGCUUGUGGAGCACACAAGUGUAUCAAACAUGAAGGAGAUUAAGAAGAAUCAUAAGAAACUUCUGUCCGAAAAUAAGCACGUCAAAUACCUGUAUAUUCCAUAUACCGACACAGUUGUGGUUGUGAAGUGUAAUCCUAUUUCUAAAUGGAAAGGUCCUCCAAAGUAUAAACCCAAGUAUACUCAGGAAGAAGCUGUACAGCCCGUGAGAGACCUUUAUCGAGACUCUUUGAAGAAAUACAGAAAAGAACUCGUCGCAUCAGAGUCUCCUGAUGGUAAUGAACCGGAAGAUAUCAACAAACUUUCGCUCACCGAACUUAGAGACAAGCUACUUGCUUUGGAUCCUCUGAAUAAAGAACACAUCGUGAAGGUGAAUCAAUCGGAGGCCGAGUAUUGGAGAAAAUCGGAGGGUUAUCGAGUGGGGUGGAGUGAUGAAAUCUUGGGAUUUGAUUGUGGUGGCCAACAAUGGGUCUCUGAAAUAUGCUUUCCAGCCGGGACUCUAUCGAAACCUAGUAUGAAAGAUCUAGAGUACAUAGAAAAACUUAUGGAAAUUAUCGAGAAGGAAAAUAUUCCGGCACCUGCUCCGAUCGAGCAGAGGUGGACAGCUAGCAGCAAGAGCCCCAUGAGUCCAGCUUAUAGUUUAUCGGGGGACGACAUAUUUUCUUGGGUUGGUAUAAUCAUGUAUCUCCCAACAACGGAUGCUCGUCAGAGAAAGACAAUUACUGAAGAGUUCUUUCACUACAGGCGUUUGACACAAGAAAAACUGUGGGAUCAAUAUUCAGCCUAUGAACAUUGGGCUAAGAUUGAGGUCCCGAAAGACAAAGACGAGCUUGCUGCUUUACAAGCAAGACUUAGAAAGAGAUAUCCUGUGGAUGCUUAUAAUGAAGCGAGAAAGGAGCUCGACCCGAACCACAUCCUCUCUAACAAUAUGCUCGAGAAGUUAUUUCCCAUAACCGAAACUGUAUGA